GUAUAACGGGCCCGACACUGGCCACUUGGACACCGUGAUUCCUGGCCAGGUUCUCUUCUGUGAUCCAGUUGUCCCCUCAUGCGUGCAGCCAGAGCUGGACAGCUGCAAGGCCUUCUCACCGUCGUGUGGUGGAGCUCCAGCACCUGCUCCAGCACUCGUGGCAGUGCCGCCACCAGCACCAGCAUCAAUGGAGCCCUCCAUUCCUCCAGGCUGGACCAUCCCAAAGAUGAUGGAGGCAGUCGCUGGGACUCCAGUGAAGUAG
Molecule: messenger RNA, 262 nt
Organism: Symbiodinium necroappetens
Lineage: Eukaryota; Dinophyceae; Suessiales; Symbiodiniaceae
Source: the annotation of a GenBank genome assembly